Sporothrix schenckii 1099-18 is the source of this 1071-nucleotide messenger RNA. RefSeq names its product DNA/RNA-binding protein KIN17. Gene Ontology annotation, cellular component: nucleus. Gene Ontology annotation, molecular function: double-stranded DNA binding. Gene Ontology annotation, biological process: DNA damage response; DNA replication. The coding region runs from base 1 to 1071 and encodes 356 amino acids. The transcript has 2 exons. The record is from RefSeq and is a predicted model, not a curated record. NCBI's taxonomy places the organism in Eukaryota, Fungi, Ascomycota, Sordariomycetes, Ophiostomatales, Ophiostomataceae.
AUGCCGAAAGCAGAGGUCGGGUCCGUCAAGCACCUGAGCAACCAGAUGAAGGCCAAAGGCCUGACUCGGUUGCGAUGGUAUUGUCAGAUCUGCGAGCGCGCCCUGCGCGACGAAAACGCCUUCAAGCAGCACACCCUCAGCGAGAGCCACGUGCGCAAUAUGCUGGCCGUCGGCUCCGACCCGCGCAAAGUCAUCAACGAGUACUCCGACCAGUUCCUCAAAGACUUUAUCCAGCUCCUGCGCACCGGCCACGGUGAGAAGCAGGUGCAAAUCAACCACUUUUACCAAGAGUUUAUUGCGCGGCGCGACCACGUCCACAUGAACUCCACCAAAUGGUCGUCCUUGACCGAGUUCGCCAAGUAUCUGGGGCGCGAGGGUAUCUGCCGCGUUGAGGAGAACGAAAAGGGCAUCUUUAUCUCGUGGAUCGACACAUCGCCCGAGGCGCUCAGGCGGCAAGAAGCUCUGCGGAGGAAGGAGGCGCAAGACCGUGGUGACGAGGAGUGGGAGCAGCGGAUGCUCAAGGCCCAGAUUGAGCGCGCGACACGAACAGCGAAGGAGCGCAAGAAGCAGGAGGGCGGCUCAGGCGAUGAUGUCGACGAGGAGGAUGAGGAUGAGAAGGAGAAGAAACACAUGUUGCAGCGGGAAGAGGGCGAAAAGAUCAAGCUCACUUUCGGUCCAGCAAAGUCGACGCCGGGCGAGUCCUCAUCGCCAAUAUCACAAACACCAAAAGCAGAUGGAGAAGUAGGCAAGGAGGGCAAGGAGGGCAGGGAAGUGGAUGUUGGAAGUACAGAGACUUCGACAGCAGAACCGCCGGCCGAGCCUCCUGUGUCCAAGCCCAUGUCGUUGAAGCUUGGAGGUCUCAGCAAGCCCCAACCAAAGAACGUGUUUGCCGCCGCGAAGAAGAAUACACUCGGGGGAAAGUCUAGCGCCAAGAAGAUUGAGGUUCCGAAAAAGAUGAGCGAAGCGGAGCGCAUUAUGAAGGAGGAGAUGGAGCGGAAACGGGGCCGCGAAUCGGGCGGUGGCAUGAGUUUCAAGGUUGGCGGGCCGCCGAACAAGAAGCCGAGGUUUUGA